AAAAACGAGAGCAAAAAGUCAUCCACUACCUACGAAUACAAUCCAUAGGAUAGGUUUUCUAUUCAUAAAGAGAACACACACCACCCAUCUUUUUAUCAACUAACCACUUCCAUGAGGUAGAGAUGAUACGAUGUAGAAUAUCAUCCACCACCGGCACUUGUGAGUUGAAAAUCAAAUCAUUUCUAAGUUUCCAAAUAGCCCCCACCACCACAUGCCACACCGCAAGAAGACCCUUAAGUAUUUUGCCGCUCCCCCUCCCCGUGCAAAAUCUUCGGAAAAUCUCAAGUGGAUCUCUCGGUACUGCCACAUCCCAACCAAAACACUUAAACACUUUACUCCAUAGAGACGAAGCAAAAGCGCACCAUCCAAAGAGAUGACCCUCACACUCUAAGUGCAUCGGGCAUAACACACAAAAAGUGUUGGAGCCGUGGUCGACAAUUCCCCAUUUAGCAAGAUUAACCCUUAUUGGUAAGCGACGUAGUAAGAGUUUCCAAGAGAACACAAUAACUUUUGAUGGGGCAAGACUUUCCCAUAAAAAUCCCAAGUCCCUAACCAAGUCCCUACCAACCCACUUCUUCAGGUUUCUUACAUAUGCAGUCACAUAUAUACUGCCACUGAUUAUUACUCAGCAAUUUAGCUUUAGCUUUUGCAAUUUUUUUUAUUUUAAGGAUUAGCUUUUGCAAUUUGAAUAGCUUCCAAUAACAGCAUCAUCCAAAACAAAAGUACCAGCAGUAGCAUCAUCAUCAUCAUCCCAUUGAGAAUGAGAUAUUCUUACGACGUGUUUGUUAGCUUCAGAGGUGCAGACAAGCGCUGUAAUGUUACCGAUCAUCUUUUUGCUGCCUUCCAAAGAAAAGGAAUGUUUCCAUUUAAGGAUGAUAAAAAUCUCAAGAAAGGCGAAUCCAUAGCACCUGAACUCCAUCGUGCAAUCGAAGGAUCUCGGAAUUUCAUUGUGAUUUUCUCAAAGAACUAUGCUUUCUCAACAUGGUGCUUGCGAGAACUGGAUCAAAUACUUAAUUGUGCUCUAAAAUCUGGAAGACUUAUUCUGCCUAUUUUCUAUGAUGUUGAUCCAUCAGAAGUGAGACACCAAAAAGGAAGUUAUGCUGAAGCCUUUGAAAAACAUGAAGAAAGGCUCAAACAUGACUUAGAAAUGGUGAGAAGAUGGAGAAAAGCUCUGACAAAAGUGGCCGAUAUCACUUGCUGGGAUUUACGCCACAAGUAUCAAAGUGCCGAGAUUGAAAAGAUUGCUCAACAUAUAAUGGAUUUAUUAGGUCAUAAGUUUUCAAGCCUUCCAAAAGAUUUAGUGGGGAUGACUUCGCCUUUAGAAGAAUUAGAAAAACUUGUACUUUUGGAUUCGACUAAUGAUGUUCAGGUCGUAGGAAUUUACGGGAUGAGAGGAAUAGGGAAAUCAACUCUUGCAGCUGUUUUAUAUAACAAGAUCUUUCAUGAAUUUGAAGCAUGUUGCGUUAUUGAAGAUGUGAGCAAAAUUUAUAGAGCCGAUGGCCCAAUUGGGGCACAAAAGCAAAUUCUACAUCAAAUUCUAAAGGAAGAACAAGAACACCUUGAAGUAUGCAAGCCUUAUGAGGUAACUACUUUGAUACAAAGCAGCAUGCUUCAUCUAAAGGCUCUUGUAAUUCUCGAUAAUGUUGAUCAAAUUGAACAACCGGAGAAAAUCCAAACGAAAAUAUUAUGGAUGUUUCGCAACUACGAGUACAGCCUCCCAUGUGUCAGUACAAGGGACGCUGUCACGGUCAAACCAAUUAUACUGUUGUGGAGGUUCACCCUAAGCGUGAUAAUGAUUACAUGGAGCAGGGUUAUCAUGGAGUACAACCUUCACUACUAGUGUCCUACUUGAACCCAUUUGAGCCUUCCUUUAUGUUCGAUGACAAUCCUAAUUAUUGUUCCAUAAUGUGAUUUGUUUUAUUUUAUAAUAGAUUUUCGAUUAGAGUGAAUAUAGAUGUUGCAACUUAUAAAUACAGGGUCAGGAAGCAACACAGGGUGUACAAGGUCAGGAAGAAUCUCAGCAAAAUAGAUAAGGGAUGAUGAAUUUCAAUUGCAAAAUCUUGUGAUGAACAUGUUGGAGGUUUAUAACUUUUAUGAUUGAAAUUUCUGCAUCAAAUACACGAUUUUCUUUUACUAUUCCUGCAUGAUUUAAAAUUCACCUAUCUGCUCGGUUGAUAAUGGCGAAGCUGUGUGGUCUAUUAUCCUCUAUACAUGAGUGGGUGUAUGUACUUCAACUUGAUAAUGUUAAUUUUGAGCUUGAUUCCAAA
Trifolium pratense (red clover) is the source of this 2267-nucleotide messenger RNA. RefSeq names its product disease resistance protein Roq1-like. Gene Ontology annotation, molecular function: ADP binding. Gene Ontology annotation, biological process: signal transduction; defense response. NCBI's taxonomy places the organism in Eukaryota, Viridiplantae, Streptophyta, Magnoliopsida, Fabales, Fabaceae. The transcript is spliced from 2 exons. The record is from RefSeq and is a predicted model, not a curated record. Bases 761 to 1840 code for a protein of 359 amino acids.